Zygosaccharomyces rouxii is the source of this 987-nucleotide messenger RNA. RefSeq names its product leucine carboxy methyltransferase (gene PPM1). Gene Ontology annotation, biological process: C-terminal protein methylation. The record is from RefSeq and is a predicted model, not a curated record. Lineage: Eukaryota; Fungi; Ascomycota; Saccharomycetes; Saccharomycetales; Saccharomycetaceae. The coding region runs from base 1 to 987 and encodes 328 amino acids. Gene Ontology annotation, molecular function: protein C-terminal leucine carboxyl O-methyltransferase activity. The transcript has a single exon.
AUGGAAAGAGUCGUACAGCAGACUGAUUACGAUGCGCUAUCGUGCAGAAUAUCCGCGAUCUAUAAAGGAUAUUUGCCCUCACCCUGUUACCAAUUGGCAAAAUGCGGGUAUAUGGGAUAUAAGGAGAUUCAUAUGGAUUAUAUAAAUGGGUUGAAGCAUGUAAGUCGUAGGAUCCAUGGUAAAGUAACCAGAACUCUGCAGUCUUCAUAUCCCGUGAUGAAUUAUGGUACCUAUUUGCGUACAGUUUCUAUUGAUUUGGAGCUGAAUGGAAUUUUAAGCAAGAUUGGCAAGGACCAAAGAGUGCAGAUCCUCGAUCUUGGAGGUGGUUCAGAUUUGAGAAUGGUUCCCCUCCUGCGUAAUUAUCCUAAUCUGAAGUUUGUCGAUGUUGACUAUAGUGAAUCUACCAAGGUCAAGAGUAAAGCUUUGUGGGAGACUCAGGGCCUAAGGGAAUUUUUAAAGCUACAGGAACCACAAGGUGAUCAAUUGGUUCGUUCUGAUAGGUACGAGCUAAUUUCUUGUGAUUUGAACGAUUUAAACCAGACGAGUGUGAAAUUGGACAAAGUUACAGAUGCUGAUGUCCCAACAAUAAUUAUUACAGAGUGCGUUUUAUGCUAUAUGACGCAAGAUGCAUCACAAAAACUAAUAGAAUACCUUAUAAACCAUUACAAAUCAGGCCAUUGGGUUUCUUACGAUCCGAUCGGUGGAUCUAGUGAAAACGACAGAUUUGGAACUAUAAUGCAAGCAAACUUGAGAGAUUCUAGAAAUUUGGAAAUGCCCACUUUAAUGAUUUUCAAUUCGAAAGAAAAAUAUGCAAAUAGAUUCGCACCAUUGCAAACUAGUAUUCAAGAUAUGUGGGAACUCUUCAACAAAAUUCCGCAAGAUGAAAUUAAAAGGUUAAAAUCAUUGCAAUUUUUAGAUGAAUUGGAGGAACUAAAAGUUAUGCAGACGCAUUACGUGUUUUGUAAAUCACAGUGGGGCAAUGUCUAA